AUGGACUGUGCUGUAGACGCAGCAUGCUGCUGUCAUUCUGAAGCCCCUGUUUAGCUUUCAGUGGAAACACUUCAAAAAACUUUCAAACCCUCUUGCAAAAUCCCCUUCUAAGCAGACCCCACCCUUCACAGAUAUACCAGCACACCCACACACACACACUCUGCAUCACUGUCAGCACGGUCUAAAACUAGAUAAGUGAGAUUAGCAUAAGCAGCCAGCUUCCUUUCACACACACACACACACACACACAAACUCAGUGGAUACUGAAUUGAGAGCUUCCAGCAGGACCUGAGCAGCAGAUCUGCUUCUCAGUGGGGGCUUUAUUUAAAGGAUACCUGUGAGCGGCACAGAGGAAAAGACGGGACUCUAGAGGGUGAAGAAUCUGCAGAAAAGAAAAUGUCUCAAAGUUGCUUAAAAUUCCUGAAAUAUGCUCUGAUCAUGUUCAAUUUUAUAUUUUGGCUCUGUGGGGGCAUCAUCCUGGGACUGGGUAUCUACCUCAUGAUGACCUCCAAGUACGGCUCCUUGCUGCCCAGCCAGCCCUCCUUGAGUGUGGCCAACACUCUCAUCGUCUUGGGGACCAUCGUCAUGGUGGUGUCCUUUCUUGGCUGCCUGGGGUCCCUCAAGGAGAACAAGUGCCUUCUCAUUACUUUCUUCAUCCUUCUGCUUAUCCUCAUGAUGAUAGAGAUUGCAGUGUCCAUCUUUCUCCUAAUCUAUGAAGAGAAGAUUGAUGGUUUUCUGUUGAAAGAGUUUGGGGCCAGCCUGAACAAAUAUACACACAGCAACAUUACACAGGGCACUCAGGAGUGGGAUGUCAUGCAGCGUGAGUUAAAGUGUUGUGGAGUUACAGGAAAAGACGACUGGAAUGGAACCGUGCCGUUAUCCUGCUGUAUGGAGUUAAACUGUGAAAAAGAGAAGACCUAUUGGAAAGAGGGUUGCUAUGAAAAACUGAAGCAGUGGUUCGAGUACAACUAUCUGAAUGUGGGAAUCGGCGUCAUUGUUAUAUCUAUUAUUCAGGUGCUGGGCAUGUCAUUUGCCAUGACUCUGUACUGUCACGUUUCCAAAUCCGGCGACUCUUCCCACUGAGCGAUGAAGAAGUGCGUUAUCACUUCCCUCUUCUCCUCCUCUCCCCUCCCCGAGUACAGCCAAGGAGAAUGAAGAAGAGCUCCCGACCCCCUAUCACUUUUCAAGGACUGGCUGUCGAGCCCUCGCUGAAUGGUGGAGUUACUCAUUAGAACAGUCAUCUCCUCCAAACCCGAAAACAGAACCAGACUCAGAUUUCACUUUGUCCUUGGCGACGCUGUCAACAAGUGGGUUUACUCCCAAUGAAAAUAUUUUUGGUCAAGUCCCCCUACUCAGGGAAAACAUAACCUCCUCUCCCUUACCCGACAACUCCUUGUGAUCAUUCCCCAUCUCGUUAUCAUUUCCUGGCUUGUUCAAAACCUUAACCCAAACAGAGACUGAUGAACACACACAAUCACACUCAAUCGGCUGGUCAAAAGUAAUUUCAGAAGGGCAAUUAAAAUGAUUGUAAUGCAGGAAUAGGGCUCCUCUGAACGCGGUCAAACAGGCGGUAAAUACAGUAUAAUCGUAAAUCUCGACUAGUCAUCUUUGUAUUACUUUAGUAUAAAUACAUGUUAA
Molecule: messenger RNA, 1638 nt
Organism: Polyodon spathula (Mississippi paddlefish)
Lineage: Eukaryota; Metazoa; Chordata; Actinopteri; Acipenseriformes; Polyodontidae
Product: leukocyte surface antigen CD53-like
Exons: 8
Coding region: 397-1083 (228 amino acids)
Cellular component (GO): membrane
Source: RefSeq, a predicted model, not a curated record